CGUCAUGCAACCUUUAAUAGUUUUGUUUGUUCAAAAUCUAUUUUUUAGUUUAGGUAGUACACACUGAUAUAGUCUGAUGACGGAGUUGUUAUUACAAAACAUGAGUCAUCCAACUUUGAGUGGUAGCAAGUUGAAGACACAUUUCACAACAACUGCUUUAUUUUUACCAGUUAUGACAGCACCAACCUCAGCAGCAGAUCUGGUCAGCUUGUUUGAAUGUCCUGUCUGUUUUGAGUUUGUUCUGCCUCCUAUUCUUCAGUGCCAAAAUGGACAUCUUGUGUGUUCAACUUGCCGGCAGAAAAUCACUUGUUGCCCAACAUGUAGGGCACCAAUUGGUAAUAUCAGGAAUUUGGCUAUGGAAAAGGUGGCCAGUACAGUUAUGUUCCCUUGCAAAUAUUUUGCUUCUGGAUGCAAUGCUCAACUGUUACAUACAGAUAAACAGGACCAUGAAGAAAUAUGUGAAUUUAGACCGUAUUCUUGUCCUUGUCCUGGAGCAUCAUGUAAGUGGCAAGGGUCUCUUGAACAAGUAAUGACUCAUCUCUUAGCAGUCCACAAAUCUAUUACCACUUUAAAAGGUGAAGAUAUUGUGUUCCUGGCUACUGAUAUAAACUUGCCUGGUGCUGUUGACUGGGUGAUGAUGCAAUCUUGCUUUGGUCAUCACUUCAUGUUGGUCCUUGAAAAACAAGAGAAAUAUGAUGGCCAUCAACAAUUCUUUGCAAUUGUUCAACUGAUUGGUACCAGAAAACAAGCAGAAAAUUUUAUCUAUAGGUUGGAACUAAGUGGUCAUAGGAGAAGGUUAACAUGGGAGGCAACUCCAAGAAGUAUUCAUGAUGGGGUCCAGUCAGCCAUCAUGAAUAGUGAUUGUUUGGUUUUUGACACUAGCAUAGCCAAACUCUUUGCUGAUAAUGGCAACUUGGGAAUCAACGUCACUAUCAACCUGUGCUGAAUCGUUUAUAGUGUUUACUGUACAUUCAAGACAGUCAUGUAACAUCACUUAAUGUUCCAGUACAACCCAGGGUUCAAGAUCUCUGGCUGUGUUUGUAUAUUCAGUAUGCAACACUGCUGUUCUCGUGCAGUUUAUUGUGAUACCAGGAGUAGUACUAUAAGUUACAGUUAUUCUCCAAGAAGGCAAGCAAAUUCCCCAGGAUUUGUUCUUGAGGUAGUGUGAAGUGGAUAUAGUUUCUUGAACGAAAGCUAAUCAAAAUUUAUUACAAGUAUGAAAAAAUUGACUAUUUUUGGUUUUGUAUGUGAUAGUUUAACUAGCCCAAAUUUGCAUAUUCAUGUACCUAUUGUAUUAUAUAAGAGACUGCAUUAAGUGUAAAGUACAUAACCAACCUUACAGAAAUUUUGUUGGAUAUUUUAUAUGGUUCUGUUUGGUAGUUCUAUUUAAUAAACAUAAGUGCUUUAAACAUUUUACCAGCAUUUAAUGUAAUGAACUACACAUUUUAAUUCUCUCUUAUUUUAAAUUAGUAAAGUUUUGUUUGUUUUUGUGUUUAUAGCUCUUCAUUAUUAUUUCAUACUGAUAAAAAAAAGACUGAAACACUAUGCAAAAUAGACCUAAAAUUCGUGAAAUCAUGCAGUCAGGCACAAUAAAAACAAGGAUAGAUUGUAUGAGUUCGAUAAGGAAAAUAUGUCGACCAGCACUGAAAGGAAAGGACUUUUGAAUUGAAGCAGUCAGACCUAGGGGCUUGUCUCUGUAUGCCUUGCCUAUUAUCAUAUAUAUAACAUUGUUAGAGGAAGAAGUUACAAGAUGCAUUCUUUCCACUGUUAUUGAAACUUUUUAAAGUCGUCGUCGUAAGUAUUUGAAGAUAAACUAGCUUGUAAAAAUAUUCUAAAUCAUACGUUAUCCAAAUUGAGUAUUUUUACACCUGACCUCUUGCUGUUAGGGUUUUUAGAAAGGGUUGGUGUUCUCUUACACUUCCCAACAUGAUUUUAUGUGUUGGGGUUUGUAUAUAUAUGUGUCUGUAGAUAUACACACAACUUUCAAUAAAUUCUUCAGUGAUGAUAAAGGUAAGAUUAUCCUAAGAAAGGGGUGUGACAAUUUUUUUUUCACUUUUGGAUUGUUCAUUUGGCCAAUCUAUUAAAGUACUGUGAAUUCUAUAUUGUAAAUAAUAUACAAGGUAUAAUGUUAAUUUCAGGGUCUUGGAACCAGGUUUCAAAGACCUUUACAUAUCUAAUAAAUUCAAAUACUUUAUAAUCACAUCAUUUUAUUGUUUAUUUGUCUCUAUAUUAUUAUUAUCCAACUGUAUUAUGUUACUGACAGUGUAUUGCAUUAUUAAUGUGUAACAUUAAAAUGUUUUAACAGUUAGUGGAAUGCGGCAUCUAUCUCACGUACGUUAUAGUUUAUUGUUUUUCAUUACUUGUUUUUAAGGGUUUCAAAAUGCGUACUACAAGCAAGUAACAUGGGCAAAAACUGCUCGUAUCUUUGAAAAAUUCCGCAAUGUACAACUCAAAAAUAUUCUAUAUGAAAUAAAACUUUUCUUUUUUUUGCCACGUUAAUAUUUAAACCUGUGCAUCCACGGGCUGACUUAGUUUAAUGCUAAUUAAUAUGGGGAUGGUAAAAAAAGGGGUAUACAGUUUUUUUUGUUUUUUUUACUCGAUAGAAAUAAAAAAACACCGACGUGUAUUAGUAAAAUACAAUUCAAUCAAUAUAUUUCCUCGAUGACUUUAUAGAUGGCGGUAGUUUUAUGUAGAGCAUUGAUAUUGCAGACAGUUCAUUUUUGUGUUCUAUGUAUUGUUAUAUCAUAAACAAUUAAUAUAUGUUAUGUAAAAAUUAUAGAAAGUAUAAUCAAACAGCCUUAUCGUUAGUUCUUUGGCCUGGUUUUUUAAUUGUCAAAAAAAUAAAGACAAUACUUUAUUAUUAUUUUGUUGGGUCAGGUGUUACGUAGUAGUUAGAGUACCGGACUUUGAAACCAGGGUUCAUGGUGUACAUCCCAUUACCUCAGAAUCGCGCUCCGCACUUUGGGGCGGUGGGCAAGUUAACGAAUGUCAGUCAAAUCCCACUAUUUGAUUAUAAUAGCCAAAGAGUUGCGGUGUGUGCUGUUCUUUUAGUCUAUCAGUUCAAAGGAAGGAACGGCUGUGUGCAGAUAGCCGUUGUGUAGCUUAGUACUAAGCCUUGUAGGGACUUCGGUAAAUUUACGGACUUACAAUGCUAAGAUCUGGGAUUUAAUUUCUUAAUGUAGACAGAGUGCAGACAGCCCGUUGUGAAGUUUUGUACCAAGAACAAACAAAACUUAUGGUUUAGAAAUUUCAUUUUAUCCAAAGUAUCUAUUAAUGUAUUUUUUACUGGUAUAUAAUAUAUAUUUUUUAAAAGCAAAAUUCCAGUAAUUAAAAUAUUGAUUAAGCAGUAACGUUUAUCCUAUUCCCAUACUGUUAAGUUGAAAAACUUACUUUGUUUUUCUUGGUAUUAAGUAGCAGUGCAGUGACGAGGUUCGAGCACGUGCAUUCAUAUAGUGUGGUUAAAACUGUUACAAUUCUGUUUUUACUUGGUGGAAAUUUCUACUAAAUGUUCAUGUACUUCAAUGAUAUAAAUUUUACUUAACUCCUUUUUUACUCUUUUUACAACCCUCAUGAUUUCCACCCAAACUCUCACUUGAACUGAAAGAGAUCUAAAAGUAACAUCUGCCCACCCUUAUCUUUUGUAUCACUCACAAAUAGUUUCUGGAAGAGGAACAAGCAAGAAAAUGGAACUGAAGUUUUUAAGUAUGCUCUAAGAUUAGUAACAUGUUUUACCUUUCUUAGAGGUAAAUGUACCGUGUAGGUUGGUUUUUGUUAAUGUUAUUUCAGUACUGUUGAAAGAAGAUAGUUUCUGCAAACCCCCUCCCAAUCAUACCACCACUGAAACAUCUGAAGUAAUUCACGUGCUAGAUCAACAAAUUACGAAGUGUCACCAUGGUGACCACAGACCUGUAAUAUUCGCCCAUAAUACCUUUUACUUUGUACUAUCCUUUUCGUCUGGGUUUGCACUUUCCAUGCCCUUUAAAAACCCUCAUUACAUCAGUGUUUACGUUCUUUGUCACACCCGAAACUCUCCGUUACUUGAGUAUGUACAGCCUUCACAAAAUCUUUAAAACUUUUCCAAGUAAAGUACCUAUCAAAAUAUAAUUUAACAAAAAGGUGUUUCAUCUGUCUCAAUCCAGUGAUUUUCUAUAAUUUUACAGAUACAGCAGUUUUUAAAAAUAUAAAAUUGGAUUUAUGUUGGAACUUGGUACCAUGGUUUAAAAAGUUGUAUACCGGUUCCAUUAAGUACUUGGAAGUGUAUGGGAUAAAAAUCUUAGUUAAGUGCUACUUUAUUAUGAAAUCAGUGUGACAUAAAAACACGACACGUUACUGGAUGAUGUAAUAUUUAUAUAAAGAACCUCAAUGAACAGUGACCAAUAACUAAUUUCACCUAUCCUUAUAAAUCAUAGGUCUUAUAGGUGCCUUCCAAGGUCAAAUUUGUUAUUUUGUUACUCCUCAAUACUUUAAUUGGAAGCAGAGAAAGUGUUAAGAGUUCUUGUUGGUUGGCGAGAAUAUACUUCACGAGUUAUCUAAGACCUUGAAGUAUUCUUGGAAUUAAUAAAGGUUAAAAGUUAAUAUGCACGAAAGUAAUAUUACACAAGUUACGACCUCUAGAAUUAUUGCACUCUCACACUUGGCUGUCAGGCGCUACAAGAUAAUCAUCGAACUUACAAUAAGCUUUUCUUCUGAUGAUGAUGCAUUAUUGCCAAUUUCAUUAAACGGUCUAAGACGUUAUUGAAGACUAGGAUUACGUUUUCGAUGACUGGGGUGAUAUUUUAACUAUCGUGGCUUAGUAAAUACAUUUCUGAGUCACAUCCUAGACUUGUUCUGUCGAUUUCAAAGCAAGGGCUUUAUGCUAUGACCAGUAACUUGACCUAAUCGUGGAAGUUGAUACAGUAUGUAACUAUGGGAUCAAGAUUCUGCACAGUAGAUAAAUCUUAUUUGAAGUUCUUCAAUGUCAUAAUAAAGUAAAAACAAUUUCUUUA
This is a messenger RNA of Limulus polyphemus (Atlantic horseshoe crab), 4985 nucleotides long. RefSeq names its product E3 ubiquitin-protein ligase Siah1-like (gene sina). The transcript is spliced from 7 exons. Gene Ontology annotation, biological process: proteasome-mediated ubiquitin-dependent protein catabolic process; multicellular organism development. The coding region runs from base 77 to 946 and encodes 289 amino acids. Gene Ontology annotation, molecular function: ubiquitin conjugating enzyme binding; zinc ion binding; ubiquitin protein ligase activity. The record is from RefSeq and is a predicted model, not a curated record. Lineage: Eukaryota; Metazoa; Arthropoda; Merostomata; Xiphosura; Limulidae. Gene Ontology annotation, cellular component: cytoplasm.